Molecule: messenger RNA, 549 nt
Organism: Rotaria sp. Silwood2
Lineage: Eukaryota; Metazoa; Rotifera; Eurotatoria; Philodinida; Philodinidae
Source: the annotation of a GenBank genome assembly
AUGUCAACUCCUAAAUUUCUUUCUAAUGAAUCAUCAUCAGCAUCACAUGAUAAUGAACAUGAUUAUCAUAUCACUGAUGAUGUAAAAGUAAAAGUUAAUGAUAUUUUACAAAGUAGUAAAAAUCAAUUGUUUUUUGAUAAAAAUUUAUCAUUUGAUCAAAUGAUGUACCUACUCAAUCAUCGUAAUUCAAUCGAAAGUGGUGCAAUUGUUUUUAUCAUCAAUCAAAUUAAUGAAUUAAUUAAAGAUGAACAUAUUAAACAAGUCUUUUUAAAUAAUACUCAAAGAUUUUCUGGUGGUUUAGAUCUUAUUAAUCGUGAUACUGAUGUUACUCGUCGUCACCUUUUCUUUGGUGCCUAUUUUAAUGAUGAUGAUGAUGAUGAUGAUGAUGAUGAAUUAGCAAUUACUGAGGAUGAUUCAAUUGAUGGUGCAUCAAUAUUUGAUGAUAGUUUCGAGGACCUCGAAAAUGCUUUACUUGAUCAACUUGAUUUUGAACGUUUUUGUGUUGUUUGUCGUUAUCGUCCACCAAGUGAUGGUGAAGAAGAACAUUAG